Sphaeramia orbicularis (orbiculate cardinalfish) is the source of this 4911-nucleotide messenger RNA. RefSeq names its product microtubule associated tumor suppressor candidate 2b (gene mtus2b). Gene Ontology annotation, molecular function: microtubule binding. Lineage: Eukaryota; Metazoa; Chordata; Actinopteri; Kurtiformes; Apogonidae. The coding region runs from base 289 to 3867 and encodes 1192 amino acids. The record is from RefSeq and is a predicted model, not a curated record. The transcript is spliced from 15 exons. Gene Ontology annotation, cellular component: cytoplasm; nucleus.
CCUCAUCGUGGCUGCUGCUGGACGAGCCCUCUCCUCUUCCUCCUCCUCUUCCUCCUCCUCUUCCUCCUCUUCCUCUUCUCUUCACCGCAUCAUCACCUGAAUCUAAACGGAAAAGGACUCCAGAUGUCGGGAAUAUUUACCAUUAAGUUGCUGGCAUACUGGAGUAAAAUCUAAAAAUCAAUCUGGAGUUCCAUUAGGACUCUCUUAGAAGUAGAUUCCACUCCAUGCCAUGGAUGAUUGACUUUAAAGUGCUCUUUAUGGCACUGUAAACUGAGAGCGAUUUCCGAAAUGUGUGAACAAGCCGAGCCCCUCAGCCAGGGGCGUCUGAGGAAUAACAACCAGGAUGAUGUUUUACUGGCAGACGGGGAUGGAGACGGAGAUGCUAAUGCCAACGAGAUCCAGACUGACAACGGCAGCAGGGCAGGAAGUACCUCCACGCUCUCCGGACUGAUGACCAAAACAGCAGAGCAGGAUAAAGUGGUCAUCUGGGGAACGGACUCCCAAUGCGACGACCCUGAACUGGCUGAAUUCGAGAUGCUGGAGUGUCAAGAGCUGGAGGCGUAUUUAGUGGAGGAAGGAGAGGACUUUGUCGGACUUGCAGAGCGAAAAGAUCUUCAAGGUCAGAUCUGCGGCAAAGCCACAGCAGAACUGACAAAAGAUGAUAAACCCAAGGAUGAGAACUCAUUGCUGCGUGGCAUUGCUGAGCAGAAAUCCACUGCCUCUCAUUUAUCUGAGAGUAGAGACAUAUCCAGGACCGAGUUAAGCUCUGAAACUGAUGUCUUCAUGUCCUGUGUGUCCACCAUUUCGAGCCUGGCCGCUGCGAUAGACACUGUUGGCAGGACCCAGACGACAGACUCCUGGCACGUUGCCUCUGGUCCUUACUCAACCAUCUCCGAAGACCCGACUUUGGCCGACACUGUGUCUGAAAGAGUCAAGAGCUCUCAAACAGCCGGCCAUCGUUCUGUCUCUUCUGGAAAAAGCACAAUACGCCAGAAAGAUGUCGAUGUAAAUUUAAAUACAUUUAUCUCCGAGGAUGUUGUAUCCGAAGCACAAAUAAGCAAUGGAGUUGUUCAGUGUAGAGAGCAGACGAAGGACGAUGAACACAGGAAGAACAAUAACCAGAAAUGUUCCAUUACCGAACAACAUGCUCCUCCCACUGCAAAAACAGAAAGCAACAGUAAACUAGAUAAAAGCACACAAGCUGAUGAUGCCCCCUCUUUCCAGAAGUUCAGUCCGGCUAAGACCGACACUAAGGGUACUCAGUCGACCAUUGAAUCCAAAGCCAUGAAGAAACAAGGAUCAUUUGAUAACUCACUAAAGAAACAAAACUCUUUCGACAGGAGUUUCAAAAAGCAGCCAUCCUUUGAGAAUACUUUAAAGAAGCAGCUCUCUUUUGAUAAUAGCUUAAAAAAGCAGGGCUCUUUUGAGAACACAGCUACCUCCAGUUCUUCAAGUCUGGAGAGAAGGAAGCCAUGGGGAAGCCCCAGUCGAUCAGCGACUCCUGCUUCCCCCAAAAAUACAUCUUGCUCCCCCAAAAGACGACCCCCGAGUUCUCCGGCGAAGGUCCAGAACAUCAGGGCGCUGAGUUUGGAGCGUAGUGACUCCCCCCAGAGAGGUCUAAACCCAACGGUCAAACCACCAAAGACUGGUAUAAGCAGCGGUAUCCCCAAACCUGUAACAUCUCAACAGAAAGAACCCGAACCCAGGCGGUCGUCUCCACCGCAGAAGCCCAAAAACGUCCGACCAAAAAUCAUCACCUACGUGCGGAAGAAUCCUCAAGUGAAACCUCAAGGUGCCGAUAUCCCACAUGAGGCGUCUACGGUUCCGUUACGGUUGUCGUCUUAUUCCAGCCCGACAGCGCAGAAAGACCAAAAAGCUGGACCUCAAACCAAAGCCACACCAGUGCUGUGCUCCUCCAACCUCCUGUUUGAUAAGUACCGGCAGGAAAUGCAGAAGACGGGGUACGCUCCGAGUGGUCCUGUAUCUCAGAGGCUGGGCGGGAAGUCGGGCAGUUUUCAUGAAGACGUGUCCGAGAAAUACUCCCAGGAGCAUGUUUCUCCAGAUGGAGGCGGUGUUUAUCGCUCCCCCAGAGCUCUGAGGCCUCAGCUGGGGUUAGGGGCCGUCACCAGGCAGCCCGCAGCCAAGACACGAGUACAGCACACGGGUCAAAGGUCAGCCCCGCCCCCCAGCCAGGUGACCGGAGCACCUGGGCAAAGCUACCAGGACCCUGCAGGGGAGCAGAAGAGGUCGGGUCCAGAGAUUCCCCAUAAGAGUGUCUUCAAACCAGGCCAGUCCGGUCUCCGUCCUCCGGGGUUCUCCGCCCUCCCAGCUGCCCGUCUGGCGGCCUUUGGCUUCGUCCGGAGCUCCAGCGUCUCCUCUGUGUCGAGCAACCAAUCGAAUGACAGCGGUCACAGCGAUCCCUGCCGGCUUUCCCAGUAUCCCAGCAGUGGCAGUGAUGACACACCUCUUCAUAAACCCUCGGUGGCUCAGACUGAUGUCUCCCAAACUCAGAACCGCCCUCAGCCGCCGAACGCCCCCAGCCUGCAACGCCGCACGCUGCCGCCGCAGAGAUGCUCCCCACUGGCUUCUAGAAAAGACCUGCAGAGGGAACCGGAGGCUGCUCAACUACUCAAAUCAUCACCUAAAAGAUUUGCAAUGGUUUCACCCAAGCCUCAGUCCCCAGUCCGGGGGCGGACGGCGGUGGUCCACGGCGCUGUUCGGGCUGACAGGUCCCAGGAGCUGGACCGGGCUUUGAUCCAGCAGCUUCAGGAACGUUGUGAGCAGCAGGCAUUACAGCUGCAGACCCUCCAGGCCCAGCUGAAGAAGGCCUCCCUGUGCCUGGACGUCUUCACUAUCACCACCCAGCACUUCUGCCGCAAGAGUGAGAGUGCCAUUGUGAAGGAGAGGGAACUGUCCCUGGAGCUCGACAGAAUCAGGGAUGAAGUGGCGUUUAGCGUUGCACACUGGGAGCAACUGCAGCAGGAGAAGGAGGAACUGGAGCAUCAUUUUGAGGCUGAGCUGCAAGGAUUACGGGCUCAGCAGCAGAGGGAGCUGGGAGCCCUGGAGGAGAGGCUGAAGGUGCAGCACUCGACCGAGACCGAACGGCUGCAGGCCCAGCAACGCGCAGAACUCCAAGAGUUACGCAGCAAACAGCAACAGCAGAUUGAGGAGAUGAGUGAAAACCAUGAGGCGUCGUUGAUGGAAAUGGAGACGGCUCACAACGACACCCUGGCAACUCUGCAGGAAGAGCAUGCCAGGACUGUGAAAAAUUUAAAGAUGGCCCAUGAACAGCAGAGAAAGUCUCUAGAAGAGGAGUUUGAGAAAAUCAGACUGUCACUGCAGGAUCAGGUGGACACUCUGACGUUUCAGAACCACAGCCUCCGAGACCGAGCCAAGCGUUUUGAAGAAGCUCUGCGCAAGAGCACAGACGAGCAGAUUGUGGAUGCUUUGGCACCGUAUAAGCAUAUUGAGGAGGACCUGAAGAGUCUGAAGGAAGUGUUGGAAAUGAAGAACCAACAAAUCCAUCAGCAGGAGCUGAAGAUUUCAGAGCUGGAGAAAAUAGCUGAAAAGAAUGUUUACCUGGAGGAGAGACUGCAGGUGUUACAGCAGCAGAAUGAGGACCUGAGGGAACGUAUAGACAAGAACCUCGCCGUGUCCAGGCAACUCUCCGAGGAGAACGCCAACUUGCAAGUGCACGUGGAAAAGGAGAGCAACGAGAAGAAGCGUCUGAGUCGCACCAACGAGGAGCUGCUGUGGCGUCUCCAGACCGGCGAGCUGAGCCCUCACAUGUCCCCGACCUCGUCCCCCAUCCACCGGCCCGCCUCCGGACCGGGCUCCCCCGCCCGUCCACACUCCUACCAUCAAUGAGACUCAACGGAACCUCUCGGAUUAAACGCUUUCUGUUUCGUGGCAUAGUGUUUCACAAGCACUGAUGGUUUUUGGUUUUUUGUUUUUUUUUUUUUUUGAACUUACUGUUGAAUGUUCUUCAAUAAUUCGUUCCUCUGCAUCGUCGUUCUGAUGCAUUUUCAAAGUCAUAACCCAGGAAUUUCAGUCUGUGACAUGAAUAAUUAUUAAAAAGGGAAUUCUCUGCCCUGUGCUUUUUGUACUCUACAUUAACACCCACCCAAACGGUGCUGCAGUGGAUGAAAGAUCUGGUCCUAGUAGACUUCGGAGAGCAAGAUCAGAGUCACGGUGCCUCAUUUCCAUGUAUUUGUCUCCAUCUGCAUCUCCACCUUCUAAUGCAGCGCUCAGGAUGAUGGAUGUAGGGGACAUAACACAACGGGAACACAAGAAGCGCCUUUGUCGUCCAUUCUCUCCCACCAGCAACGUCUAUCAAGGCACAGCCAGUCGUUUGAGUAAAAUCACAAAACUACCUACAGUAAUUUUCUCUAGACAUGUGGAUUCCACUCCGGGGCAUGUUUACCUACGAAGUGUUUCACGUAUCAGGAGUGUACGAAUGACUCCGCAGCCAUCUAACCUCAAUCAUCCAUCCGUCAAUCUCCUCAAACAGCUGGAUAUCAGCGACGACCUGAAAUGUACGGUUACAAAAAACCUCUCAGAAAUCCAUUGAACUGCCAACUCAGUGCGACUUUAUUAUGAAUUCCAAUUUGUAAAAAACAAAAAUAACAAAAAAAAAAAACAGUCUGGUCAGCAUGUUCCGUCUUCCAGUUAUACUUACCUUUGGGUUUACCUGUAGUAUGACACAUAGAAUCAAGGGCAAAAGGCCGAGUCGCCUCUUACUUCUAACAGAGCGGUGUACGAACUAUAAACCAAGUGAUUAAUAAGUUCAUGUCAAAGAUUAAUCCUUCAUUUUUUUGUGACAUUGAGCCCCUCACCUUCAAACAAAAUGUGCAGGAUGUGUAAAAAAAAACAAAAAAAAAACACCAAAGUGAAAAUAAACAAAGCAAUUCA